Messenger RNA from Cololabis saira (Pacific saury), 1153 nucleotides. It is a transcript of the gene eif4eb, whose product is annotated as eukaryotic translation initiation factor 4eb. Bases 37 to 687 code for a protein of 216 amino acids. Gene Ontology annotation, biological process: translational initiation. The record is from RefSeq and is a predicted model, not a curated record. Gene Ontology annotation, molecular function: RNA 7-methylguanosine cap binding; translation initiation factor activity. The transcript has 7 exons. Lineage: Eukaryota; Metazoa; Chordata; Actinopteri; Beloniformes; Belonidae. Gene Ontology annotation, cellular component: eukaryotic translation initiation factor 4F complex; cytoplasm.
CAAUCAGCGAGGAUCUUCCCGACAGAGAUUUGUAAGAUGGCGACUGCCGACCCGGAAACCAACCCGAGUCCUUCCCAACCUGAAGAAGAUGGAGCAGUGGAAACUGGACAGGAGGUCGUGAGCCCUGAAGCUUACAUCAAACAUCCCCUUCAGAACAGAUGGUCUCUUUGGUUCUUCAAGAAUGAUAAGAGCAAAACAUGGCAGGCCAACUUGCGACUCAUCUCUAAAUUUGACACAGUUGAAGAUUUCUGGGCUCUCUACAACCACAUCCAGUUGUCAAGCAACCUCAUGUCAGGCUGCGAUUACUCCCUCUUUAAGGAUGGCAUUGAACCCAUGUGGGAGGAUGAGAGGAACAAGCGGGGCGGACGCUGGCUGAUGACACUCACCAAGCAGCAAAGGAGAUCCGACCUGGAUCGCUAUUGGCUGGAAACUCUCCUGUGCUUAGUGGGAGAGGCCUUUGACGACUACAGCGACGAGGUGUGCGGGGCUGUCGUCAACAUCCGCAACAAAGGAGAUAAAAUAGCCGUCUGGACAUCGGACUAUGAGAAUCGGGAGGCUGUAACACACAUAGGGAGAGUUUACAAGGAGCGCUUGGGGCUUCCCUUGAAGAUGACUAUUGGUUACCAGUCUCACGCAGACACAGCUACCAAAAGUGGUUCAACCACCAAGAACAAGUUUGUCGUUUGAGAAGUAUCGUCUGUGCCUCUUUUCAUUUACUUGUCUUAUCUGUUGUUGGUGCAUAAGUUUACUUUGCUGCAAAGACUCUGCAAAUGCAACCUGGAGGAAGAACCCAGAAAUCCAGACUACACAUCACAUUUUCCAUAAUCAGCCCAGGACUUUUAAAACGGGAAAGAAAACCAAAAACACAAAACACCCACAAAACGUCCAAGACACUAACAAGAGGAGAUUUUGGUUGAGAAUAAUUUUUAAUAGUGAUUGACACUAUUAAAGAAAUUCUGUUGUUUUUUUUGAAUGGCAGGGAAUCCUGAAUGAAAAAAUUGUUUAUUUCUAUCAUUUUUAUACAGCAUUGUUUUGCUGUAGUCCUUAAUAACAUUAAACACUUAAUUUAUUUCUUUAAUUUGCCUGCAUAUUAUUACAACUUUUGUUUUAUGCUUUAUUUGCCUUGAACUGUUGCAUGUAAUCAAUCUUUUAA